Messenger RNA from Arabidopsis thaliana (thale cress), 703 nucleotides. RefSeq lists its product as uncharacterized. The transcript has a single exon. The record is from RefSeq and is marked reviewed. NCBI's taxonomy places the organism in Eukaryota, Viridiplantae, Streptophyta, Magnoliopsida, Brassicales, Brassicaceae. Bases 84 to 461 code for a protein of 125 amino acids.
GCUUUUCUCCACUUUUUCUGUUAAAAAGCUUCCUCCACCGCAACGAAUUUCACGGCGACGGUGAAGAAGAAGUAAAGUCCUAGAUGUGUCUCAUGGCGUUAUCCGACGCGGUUCUCGGGAAUCUCGCGACGAUCUACGUGGCGGUGAUUAUCGCGAUUAAAGCCUACGGAUUAAUCACCGGGAGGAGUUUCAGCGCUGGAUUCGUCGUCGUCGUUUCGAUUACGGCAGUUGGUGUUUUGCUUGCAGUUACGCUUGCUUGGGAUGUGUCUCGUAGAGCAGCGGAGGCGGUUUCUCGGUACAAUCGUGUUGGUGGUGAGGAAGAUCUUAGCCACCACCGUCACCAUCACGACGGUGGUGCGAUUUGUAAAGGAGGGAUUUGCUGGCACGGCGUUGCGGUUCGGUCUCCGGCUUCACAGGUUCGAUUUAGGCUUCCACAACAUAUACCUUACGGUGCUUUCUGAGUAUAUAAACUUCGAAUUUUCCCUCUUUAUUUUGACUUUUGUGAAGUAGAUAACAUGUGUUAGAUAUAUACGUUUCUCAUAGAUUUUCUGUGUAAUAGAUGAUGAUGAGGAAUAAGGUAAUGGUGUUCUUCUUCUUGUAAGUUGGAAGGUUUUUGUUUGUAUUGAUAUGUUGUAAAAUCGGAUAGUGAUUGUGAUGAUUAUAGAUAUGAUGUUCUUGUUUUUAAAAGUAAAAAUGGAUUUUG